Pseudomassariella vexata is the source of this 579-nucleotide messenger RNA. RefSeq lists its product as uncharacterized. NCBI's taxonomy places the organism in Eukaryota, Fungi, Ascomycota, Sordariomycetes, Amphisphaeriales, Pseudomassariaceae. The transcript is spliced from 3 exons. Bases 1 to 579 code for a protein of 192 amino acids. The record is from RefSeq and is a predicted model, not a curated record.
AUGAAGGCCUUCUUCACUCUCUUUGCCUUUGGCAGCCUCAUCGCCAGCACCAUCGCCAACCCCAUCGGCACCGCCACCGGUCUCCAGAAACGCCAAGAUGAAGACUACAGUGUCCAGGAAGCCAGCCUGAAUGAUCUCUUCGCCAAGAUCCAGGAGCAGACCGGUGCCAUCAACAAGACCGUUGCCACGGCCCCCGAUAGCCCCACCGACGACGAGGCCAACGCCUUCGCUGCCGAGAUUGCUCCCCAGCUGGAGGCCAUCACCGCUCUCUUGAACACCGCUACCGCCUCUUACUCGGCAAAGCGCGAUGUGGUGGACUCCCGCACCGAGAAGUGCGACAAGACUUGCAUCUUCGGCGUCAUCACCAUCUUGAUCUGGGAGAUCCUCGGUCUCGUCAAGUUCCUCAUCUUCAAGCUCGGCCUUGCCUGCGUCUUGAUCUACCUGCAGCCCCUGGUUCUCGCCCUCGUCGGUCUCAUCAAGGCCCUCGAUAUCGUCAUCGGUAGCCUGCUCUUCGCUGUCGGCGGCAUCGUCAACCAGCUGCUCGCCGCUGUUGGCCUUGGCCUUCUCGGCUUGUCUUAA